GGAUCACAGUACAACUAUUCAAAGCGCUCAGAACUCCUGUUCUCAGAGGGUUUUCUACUGAACUUUUAAUGUGUUUGACAAGAUUUAAGGAACUGUCAGGAUGAAUGAACCAUACCAAACUCCAUGUGGAGUACAGAUGGAUACUUUUCAAAAUGAAUUGUUAGUAAUUGGACAGGAUUAAUCAAUAAGUAAGGUUUGAUAUGCCACUCCAAGAAAUACAAGCCACAGUUUCUUCUAUAGACAGAGAAAGCUGUAUUAUUUCUAAGUAUCCAAUAAUGUCAAGAAAUGGCAUAAUAUAUUUAUGCAAUGCUUAAUCCUGAAAACAAGACAAUGAGAUUUACAAAGCAAAACUUUGCUAUGGUGGUUCUUGGAAUAGUGACUUACAUCGCUGACAUUGGAGCAGAUCUUUGGAUAGCAAGAAACUAUUUCUGCAAGGGACAGUAUCUCUGGUGUUCCUUAACAUUGACCAUAGUACUUCUUUCAUCAUUGGUGGUCCAGUUUUUCAGUUAUACUUGGUUUAAAGAAGACAAUGAAGUGAAGCUGAAUUGGAUUUGUCUAUUACAUUUCUUUCAUGGUGGAAUGUUUACAAGGUAUUGGAUUGCAUUGAAAUAUGGUUACCAAGCUGCAUUUAAGCAAAUCAGUUUAGAAGACCGAUUGAUAGAUGACCUCUCCAGCAUCAUUCAUAAAACAGCCAUUGAUGCAAUAGCUGAUAUAAGUAUGCUCCGGCUAUUUAAGACGUUCCUGGAAAGCACUCCCCAGCUUAUUCUUCAGAUCUACAUCCUAAUGACAUCUAACAGUUCUGCCAUCAGUCAGUACUUCUCCAUUGUCAUGUCUUUCAGCAGUGUUACCUGUUCAACUGUGGACUACCAGAUAGCUUUACGAAAAUCCUUACCGGAUAAAAAUAAAUUUACUAGGUUAUCUUCCAAAAUAACUUACCUUUUGUAUAAAUUGUUGACUUUAACAUCUUGGAUACUAAGCAUCACGCUAGUCAUGGUUCUGAGCACCAAAAUUGCUUUCAUUCUAGUUGCUCUGUUUUGGUUUGGUGGUAUAUGUUGGACGCUGAAGCAACACACUGAAUUUUGCAAAUCUACUGCAGCAGAAGUUGUAUAUCGGACUGUAGUGAGCAUCAUUCUUAUUUUUACCUUUUUCAAUAUAAAAGGAGAAAAAACAAAAAUUCCCCUUUCUGUUUAUUAUGUCAUUCGAAUACUUGCAACUUCAGCUAUAUUAUGUACUUGUAUGAUCCAGAAAUUAUCCUUCAAUGGGAAAAUACAUUUGUUAUCUAUGACCAUGGUAGUUGCUUUCACUUUAGUAUUAGGCAUUUGUUCUCUUCUUGUUUAUUACAAGUUUUUUCAUCCAAAUAAUAAUUGCACACAAGAUGUAGUAGAUGGAGCAGAAACUGAAAGAGAAAAAAUAUGUAGAAUAAGCAAGUGCACAAUGCAGUGAACUUAAUAAACAUAUUUAUAGUUCUUU
Molecule: messenger RNA, 1470 nt
Organism: Eublepharis macularius
Lineage: Eukaryota; Metazoa; Chordata; Lepidosauria; Squamata; Eublepharidae
Gene: XKR9
Product: XK related 9
Exons: 4
Coding region: 307-1443 (378 amino acids)
Biological process (GO): apoptotic process involved in development; engulfment of apoptotic cell; phosphatidylserine exposure on apoptotic cell surface
Cellular component (GO): plasma membrane
Source: RefSeq, a predicted model, not a curated record